Cottoperca gobio is the source of this 6937-nucleotide messenger RNA. RefSeq names its product ubiquitin carboxyl-terminal hydrolase 43-like. Gene Ontology annotation, molecular function: cysteine-type deubiquitinase activity. Gene Ontology annotation, biological process: protein deubiquitination. Lineage: Eukaryota; Metazoa; Chordata; Actinopteri; Perciformes; Bovichtidae. The transcript is spliced from 14 exons. The coding region runs from base 1 to 2979 and encodes 992 amino acids. The record is from RefSeq and is a predicted model, not a curated record.
AUGGGGGUUUUAACUGCAUGCAACACAGAAGACAGUGAAUGUCUACUGCACAUUUACUCCACACUUAAGAGGGAAUAUGAGGACUUGGCACAUAGGGAUGAGGAUAUGUCGAUCCAUCUGUCCAACUCUGUGUAUGAAGUCAUGUCUUCUCUGACGUGCCCUCAUUGCCUUAAGCAGAGCAACACCUUCGACCCAUUUUUAUGCAUCUCCCUGCCUAUCCCCCUACGACAAACAAGGCCGCUGUGUGUGACGCUGGUGUUCAGUACGAAGGGCCAGAGGUACCUGCGGGUCGGGCUGGCUGUACCACUCUUUGGUUCUCUGUCCUGCCUGAGAGCCAUGGUGGCAGAGGAGGGCAAGAUCUCCCCAGACCAGGUCAUCCUAUCAGAGUUGUACUCCACGGGUUUCCAGCGUUCCUUUUCAGAUGAUGCCGACCUGACGGCAAUUGCUGACAGCGACGUUAUCUACGCCUUUCAGGCUCCUCCUCUCCAAAGUCGUGGAGGCUCCGCACAGCCCUCAGGGUAUCACCACAGCCUCCCCUCCUCCCCCUACACUUCUACGGGCGGAGUCGACAGUCAGAGGUUAUCUCCGUCUGGCACCCUCUCCUCUGAAUACCUGAACCAGGGCGGCUCCAUGAAGGUGCUCCUUGUCAUCUGCAACACAGCGGGAUCGGGCCAGCAGGCUGUCAGGUUUGGACCUCCAUUCCUCAUGCGUGAGGACAGGAGCAUCUCCUGGGACCAACUGCAGCAGAGCAUCCUCAGCAAGCUCUAUUAUCUGAUGCUGAAUGGAUCUCAGGCUCAGAAUGCUGGGGUGCUGUUCAAGAUUAGAGUCGUGGGAGGAACGGCAACCUACAGCUACCUGUCCCCGCAGGACAGCAGGCCACUGUACCACCCUGCAGUUGACAGAGCUCUGAAGUGCUGCGGCCCCGGAGGACCUCCGCACCUUAAGGUCGUGAUUGAGUGGGAGAUCAAGAUUAAAGAAUGUCUCUUUGGCAGCAUACAAGAGGAGGUGGUCAAGGACGCAGAGAGUGUGAGGAAACAGCAGCAGCAGCACCUGCAGCAGCACAGCUGUACCCUGGACGAGUGCUUCCAGCUUUAUACCAAAGAAGAACAGCUUGCUCCAGACGAUGCCUGGAAGUGUCCCCACUGUAAGCAGCUUCAGCAGGGCAUGGUGAAGAUGUGCCUGUGGACUCUCCCUGACAUACUGAUCCUCCAUCUCAAGCGCUUUCGACAGGUAGGCGAGCGGAGAAACAAGCUGUCCACCCUGGUGCGUUUCCCCCUGACUGGUAUGGACAUGGCCCCCCAUGUGGUGAAGAGGAGUCAGAGUAUGAAGAACCUGAACUUAGGGGCCUGGCCACCACCAUGGAAGGAGCCCUCAGGCCAACAUCACCAACCUGCCGACUUGAUCCUCCCCCACGACUAUCUGUACGACCUCUACGCUGUGUGUAACCAUCAUGGAGGAAUGCACGGGGGACAUUAUACCGCUUACUGUAGGAACUCAGUGGACGGACAGUGGUAUAGCUACGAUGACAGCAGCGUGGACUUGGUGCCUGAGGAAGAAGUAUGUACCAGAGGAGCAUACAUUCUUUUCUACCAGAGACGCAACACCAUUCCUCCAUGGUCGGCCAGUUGCUCCGUCAGAGGAUCCACAAGUUCAUCCAUGUCAGACCACUGGCUAAUCCGGCUGACAGGGGAUAGUAAGAGAGGCAGUCUGGUCUCUCGAUUAUCUACCACCUGCCCAUCCUCCUUGCCUGACUCACCAGAGUCUCCGGUGUUCUUGGAAAACAGUUCUAAAGAGGAAAGAGGGGGUUUUGAGAGCAGACCAUUUAUCAGAGGCCUUCAGGGACGCAGUAUGAGCAUGAGAGCCCCCAGCAAGACCAAGGAGACUCUGAGCAAAGUGUUUCCCCUUCGCUGGUCCUUUGGUUCAAAGGAAAGACGGAAACCUGACCCAGUGCCUCCAUCUGUCCAAGAUCCUGCCCCUGUGGAGCUUGUACAGUACUUGGAAUCUGGCCGGCGGCCCCGGUGCACGAAGGAUCCAAUAGUAACAUUGAUGAGCGAACCACGCAGCACAAAGGAAGCUGCUGAGGGCCGGGCUUCAGCCAAUGUCCGAUCUUCCAGUGUUGGGAGCAUAAGUUGUAUGAAUAAGGCAGGAGAUGAGUGGUCGCCUGAGUCUUCACAGGUCCCAGAGGGCCAAAGGAGACCAUCAGAUAAGACAACCAGCUUAAGACGCAGGAAGGGGAGCCAGACGAGAGAGGAGAGCACCACGAAUAUCAGCAGUAGCUCAAGCAGUAACACUCUCACCAGGAGGAAGGAUGCCAGGAAACAAAGCUCCUCCAAAGCUUCCCAGGAUACUUUUGAGACAAAAAGGAGUUCCAGUGCUGGAGUUCAGUCCAGCUAUAGCUCUCCUAGCCUUCAUGAUGGGACCCUGAGAAGACAAAAAGGGGACAGGGCUGAAAGGGAACACCACAGUGCAUAUGAAGGAAACUCUAAGACCAAGAAAGAAGAAGUGCCUAAGAGCCAUGAGGGACUGCUCUCCUUCUUUAAAGGUAACUUCCUUAAGAAGGAUAGGGACUCAAGAAAGUCCAAGGAGGGUGAGUCAGGGAAAGGAGGAGCUGAGGAAGGAGGCAGAAGGACUCUCUCGAGGCUGUCGCUGUCCAACGGAGCAGCAGCAGCAGCAGGAGGAACUGAGGUGGAAGUUGGCAAGUCUAAUGGCUCCGGCUAUCGUGGCGAUGAGCUGGCAAACGGGAAAGUGGGACGAUCCACGGCGGACAUCAAGCGCUCCCAGAGCUCCUCCAACAUCCCCAUCAAAGCGGAGCAGAGCAUGCGUAGGACAGCAUCUUUGCAUCGUAACGGGAUGUCUUCAGUCCCAGCCCCAUCACGCAGCCUGACAACUGACAAACCGUCUUAUGGCACCCUGCAGAGGACUCGUUACAGCACGACCUCGCUGGGACGAAAAAGGACGGUCCCCGAAUCCAGCUUCUGACGCAUAGAUAUUCAACUCAUCCACAGACGCACAAAGCUUUUUAUUUGUCAAGAUUGAAUGACGUCCAAUCUCUGAGAUCAAAGCAAUAGUGCUCAAUUCCAAGUGGUGCUUCUUUUUGUCUCCAGAAUAUGAAGUCUCAAGUGGCUUGGAGUUGAAUCACAGAGCAAAUGAAGAGUCUGUUAAUGCUGGGAUAUAAAGAGCAGAAUUAAAUCAUUGGACCUGUUCAUCAAACAUUAGAGGGAGUCCAUUUUGUGUUCUAUUUUUUUUAUAACUUAAAACAAGUGCCUGAGCAAAUAAUAUGCAGUAUAGAACCAAGGAGUUUGUCUGUUUAGCACUGGAAGCACGAAAUUACACACAUGCACAUGGAAGCAUAUUAUCCGCAUUUGUGUCUUAUUACUAUAGUUUGGGUGUUGGUAUUCAUCACUCCAUUUUAAAUUCUCAUGGCUGUUUGAUUACAGUCUGGACGCACUGAUUGUGUUCAUUUAUAAGAAUGUAAUGUGUCCACUCGAUUAACGGUUGUGCUUUGGGCAACAGUUUCAGAUUAACAAUAAUUAUUCAUUUUUUAAUCCCUUUAUUUAAAGUACAGGAUCGCUUUGAUAAAGCAUUGACUGCACUUGUUGUUUAUUCUGUGUUAAACCUGCAGUGCAAAGACCUUUAACAGCAAUAACCUGCUGGGUAGGAGUGACAUUCUGUUGAAUCACUGACCUGGGUCUCUCAAUCAAUAUUUGGCUAAGACAUUGUAUCAGGACCAGUAACACUUUAUCUGUCUACUGUGAAGGGUAAUAUUAAUGCAAUAUCCACCCUUAGAAAAUGUGGUAAACCUUUUAUAAAACAUAAAUUAACCAUAUUGAAUGCAUUCCAUGGGUUUUCCUUUUUCUUAGUUUUUGCUCCACAUGCGUCACUUGCUGUUCUGUUGAAGCUUUGGUCGAAGCUGUCUGAAAAACAUGAACCGUUCUUUUAUUGUGAGGAAUCUUUUCAGUCUUCACUGUAGCAGAGCUUCAAAUGUUACACCCUAACAUUUUGACCACAAGUGUCAGUGUUUUAGGUUUUCCCUUUAAUCAUGCUUAGUCUGAACAAUCGUAUCCAUACAAUAUUUAAAAUGGCUAAAUUAAAACAAAUAAAAAGUGAAAAACAAUAUACAUUGUUACUGUAUAUCUUUUUCCCUUUUAUGUAUGCAUUUCCUUUGUUUACUGUAAGCUAACACAAGCUAACUAACACAAAUUAGCUGUCAACACUUACUGAGAAUUGCGCCAAGAUGUCACACAUGUAGCACACAGCAGGAGAUUGUCCGUGUCAGAAGCGUUCUCUCUCAGAAUAUGAAUCUCGUUGUCUCUCCAGUUCGUUGUUUCCUUCUGGUUUUACGCCAACUGCAAUAGAAACAUUAUCGACUCUCUCGCCAUGAAUGCAUCGGACAAUGAAGCGCUCUAUUCACACAUGGGCUCAACCGGACAUUACACGGAGCUGGCAGGGUAAAAUCCCAUUGAUUUCCUGUCCGAAUGAUUUGGACAAUUGCAUUCUCAUAUACAGCUUCUCCGGGAAAUGUCUAGAUAAUUUCAGGGUUGCAGUGCAUGUGUGAAAGGGGCUCAUAUGUGCAGUCAAUGGUAGUUUUCCGCCAACGCUAAGCUUCACCCAUGACCCCACCCCCUGUGAUUGGACAAUUGAUUGUUUUUUUAAUUUGGUAUGAACUAUGCUUCCGAGAAUACUUCCCUUUCAACUUCUCAUGAUUAUUAAAACAAUUCAUGACAUGUACAAUGUAUUUUAUAUUUCACUGUAUUUCUUUGUUUUGAUUUAGGCAUUUUAAAUCUUCCACAUUAAUCAGCGAGAACUUAAAUUUAACAGUCAUUUAGUGAAUGCGGCAUUAUGAAGGAUUUGCUAUGCACUUUGUCUUUUCACAGCUUAGAAUAUUAUGAUGAAUGAUGACGGUAUUUAUGUCCUGCGAGCAGAAUUUAUACUCUGCAAGAUGUAUGUUGGAAACUAUGGGGGCACAUGCAAGCAUAUUUCAUUUAAUUCAGUGUAAUUUGUUUUAUUUUUGAUUAAUUUUAACUUGCUACCUUUUUUCCCAUGUUAAUGUGCUUAACAUUGAGAUGGUUAGGUGUUCACAUGUUAUACUUGGUGCAGCUUCAGCCAGAGUGAAUGGUCAAUAUUCACACAAGUAUUGACAUUUGAUUAUGAGUAUGUCAUGCUUAAAAAGAAAAAGAAGAAAUUUGCUAUAUUCUGUUCAAAGCUUGUCACGAUGCCUCAGUUUAUUCUCACAUUAAUUACACUAGAAGAAAUGUUGAAGUAUCACGCAGUAUCACACUUCAAAAUAAACAAGCAUGGCCCUUUUUAUUGGGCAGACUGUAUAUGGAAGACAGUUUUCUAUGCAGAUAAUCAGUAUGUAGCUCGUUGAACACUUGAAUGAACAUUUUCUCAUGUUUCUUCCAAAGAUACAAGCUGCCGUUUGUUAUUAACAAUGACACUAGAGCGCUAUGCUUUCAAGUCUACACAUGUGUGACACAUUCUAUUCCUUAUUUCAAAGGUGAGUGUUUAUUAUCACAUUGUGCAGCCAUAAUUACCUCCACCAGAGAGAUAUGUUUUAGGUUUGUGUUGUUUGUUUGUCUGUUUGUCAGUCGUAUUACUGAAAAACUACUCGCCCGAUAUUCAUGAAACUAGCUUGAAAGGUGUAGCAUGAGCCAAGAAAGAACUCAUUACAUUUUGGAGUGGAUGCGAAACCCUGGCCGUUUUGUUAGGAGAGAUGUCAUCUACUUUCGCUACUAAAUUACUAUUGUUAUAGUGAAUGUUUGAAUUCCCUUUGCCUCCAGCUUCAUUCUCAGCACUCGAUGUGCAACAUUGUCCAACAACACCCAUAAAUCUUCUUUAAGAAAUUUGGUUUAGAUUUACCCAAAACUUGCCCGUGCACAGAUGGCAUCAUUGUUUAAUGUGUGUGCACUUUGACUCACUUUGCAGAGCAGGAAGACCAUGUGUCUGUGUCUAAUCAUGUCUGAAGCCGAAAAGGUUCAUUUUGAAAAGUUAUUAAAUAUUCCUGCAGGCGUUAGUCACUCAAAGCUUUGAUUAAUGAUUCACUGGUACGUUAUAAAUCUGUUCAGCUUUUAAGAACUUUCUAUUUCUGCAACAAAUGAGUUGAGAAAGUGACAUGUAUUGAGGCACACAACCCUUACAUUUAUUUUCACAAACCUUUUUUGACGAAGCAAUAAUAGUUGAAUGUCCUAUUCAUUCGUGGUGAUUCUUUGCACAAGUUUUGUCUCUGAUGCAUGCAACGUUGAAGAUGGAAGAAGUCAGAAAAAUCCUUCCUGAAACCUGUGGAACAAUUUCUUUAACUUCUAUCUGAUCGACCAUUAUGUUAUAUUGGUGUAAUGGUUAUUAUUAGAACAUGCUUUUUCAAAUUGUUAUAGAACAUUUCCAUCUUUUCAGUGAAUUUUCCUGAGAGCUAAAAACUAAAUUUAGUAUGAAUUAUAAGAUCUAAGUCUCUUCCCUGCCAUUCAGAAGUAGCAGAUAAUACUGAUACAGAAUGGAAUACAUUCAGAAGGCAGGACAUUAUCAUUUAUUUAAGAGAUUAAUACAGAAAUAGAGUUUAAAUAGGGACACAAAGUCUGUAUUGCAUUAUAAAUUCAUACAAUACAGAAUUUUUCUUUUCUUUGCAUGGCUCAAUAUACAUGUGGUCACAUAUACACAAUGUUUACUCUGCCAAACUGAGCACUUCUGUGUUAACACAAUUCUUUGUGAAAUGUUGCUUUAAAAUGUUUUUAUAUACAAUUUUUCUACAUUUUAUAUAAAGAAUCUGUGUAUAUAUGUGUGGAUACACACAGACAGAAUUGUGUGCAGGAGUGUGUAUGUGAAAGAGAAGAAAAGAAAAGAGUGAAUAAAUAAGCUUAUUAUCAUUGAAGGUCAAUCCUGUGCGGUGCGGUGAUUUGGGAAUAAGAUUCCAAGGUAUCCAACUGAACUCGCAAUGUAUUCCAUG